AUGUUCACAGUAAAGGCAACUUAUAGAAACGAGACUCGCAAGUUUUCUUUCUCAGGGACCGUUGUGUUCCCUACACACGAGGAGCUUCACCAGCAGCUGUAUCGCAUAUUUCCUAUAAGCCAUAAUUAUUAUCUUUCCAAGCUCAUUUUCUCUCCUGACGCGUCUAAGCCGUCUCGUAUUUUAAUUGGCAAGGAAGUCCAUAACGCAGAGGAGUACAGCACUCGUAUUGCCCCUUUACGCAGGCGCUGGCCCAACCCAUUGCUCAGGUUCUCUAUCUUCGACGAGACUCCCCACAAAGUACCCAGUGCAACGGUCGAGGAUUCUCGGGAGGUUCCCAUCCCUUUGUCCUUCAUGGCGAUUCCCCCGCCUCCUACACUUUUGUCAACUCCUGCACCACCCAAUCUGUCACCCACUUCAUCCUUCGAUACACAUUUCCAGGAGUUUCUAUCAUUCAAAGCGGCCCAUCUACCGCCACCUUCUUUUAGACCACUUCCUACUCUUGAACGUCCUAACAUCUUCACGCCUCCAAUCUCACCUUCGCUCAUUCCGCCGCCACCACCUAUCAUAUUCCGAGAGCCACCUGCACAUCCCUCUCUUUCAAGUGUUCCUUCUCUCUUACCCCAAGCGGCCUCUCCUCAGCCAUGUUGCUCAGUCGCCAAAGGGAAGUCGGAGAUGGAAAUUCUCUUGGCAUCUUUCAAGAAAGAUAUCGAUCGUAUCAUGCUCAAUACUUUUGGCGAAUGCAAUGCUUCAACACAAGUCGGUGCUCAUCGCCAGACCCCCUUUGGAGUGGGAAUAUCCAACGAGGCUCCUCAUGCUUCGUCAGAGGCAUCGUGCAACAUAACGAACAUCUCAAUGAAGCCUCCUUCAUCACAUUGGUGUUUCGUCUGCAGGAAUGAGUUCUCUGGAAGCUGGUACGGAUGUGUGAAAUGCCCAUGGCACUAUGUUUGUCCAAGCUGUUUCUCCAAAUCUGGUGCUAUGCACACGUUCAGUUUUGGGCCAACUCACGUUGUCCAGCAGCAUGAAGCUGCGCCGUCGAUUGCCAUCACGCCGUCGGCCGCAGAAGUGCCCGCAGAGUCUCAGUCUACCGGAACUGAGCUUGUUGAUGCCGAGCCUAAUCAAUGCCCGUCUGUCAUUCACCGAAAUGUUGUUUGUGACAGCUGUAAUGAAAUCAUUGUUGGCGUCAGGCGUAAAUGCCUGGAUUGUCCCGACUAUGAUCUAUGCACGCCCUGUAUCGAGUCAGGUGCUGCAGAGAGGCACAACUCGUUCCAUGAAUUCUUCGACAUUGAAACGCCCGGACGAGUGAUCGUUCACACUGUCUUCAGUGGAAGUGAGGAGCGUGAUACUUCUACGAAUAGUCGCAAUGCUACAGCAGAUAGUCCUCCCACUUUCGCGGCAACACCAGAGACUAUUCGUCAUUGCGCGGCUUGCAACAUGUGUGACUCUCCUAUUGUUGGUGAUCGCUUCGUAAAACGUACUUCUGCAUCAUCUCAGAGUGCUAAUGGUUGCUCGAAAGAUUUUGAUACUUGUGCCAACUGCUUCAAGAUUACCGGAGAGCAACAUCCCUAUCACGGCUUUGUGCGGGUGAGCAAGCCGAGCGACCUCAUGGUAACUGUUCUCUUUGUUGUGAAGAGAAACCCGUCUCACACAUUCAAGAUGCGCAAUGCAGUGACCAACGCAGCUGCUCAUUACGCGACGUGUGAUUCUGCGCCAUCAGCUUGCCGGAAGACUAUUCGUGGUGUUCGUUAUAAGUGCAUGCACCCUAGCUGUCCCGAUUUCGACCUGUGCCAGAAUUGCGAAGCCCUCCCUAUCCCGGUCCACCCUUCCAUUCAUCCCUUGUUGAAGAUGAAGACUCCCGAUACUGUUAUUCCUACCGUGUACAGAGUCGGGAUGACUGAUCUCAUACAUUCUCGAAGGACAUCCCAGGGGAGUACCCUUCCCCAGGCUUUGGAAUCUCGUCCUCCGAAAUCUCUGCCCGUCUCUGUAUCACGCACUUCCUCCGAGAUUUCUAACAGUGCCCCAGCUGCGUUAGUGCAAACUUCUGUCGGCCCUUGGGGUUAUGGUCUAACUCCUGCUAAAUUACCCCAAUCCCCGCAAUCUCCCGCUCCUAACUGCGAAGAACCUUCCUCGUCUCCCACCCAAUUAAGUGUUAGCUCUUGCUACCAGGCGGUCAGGCCAGUUAAGUCCCAGCCUUCUGCUGCUGACCGUGAACAAUCAACCUCACCUUAUAGUAACUUGGCCCAGACGAUCAAUCGACCUUCCGCUGAGGCCAACCCGCCACCCCUCGACCUGAACCCUUCACUUGAUAUCUUUCGUGAAGUUUGGCCAAAAGUGAAUCGGGAAAUGAAACACCUCACUGAAGCAAGACGAUCCGAAGUAGAUUCUCCUAGUUCUGUGGCUGACUCAGAUAAGGCUAUUGAAACUAAUCUGGGCAAGCUGGCGGAAUCUACAAAUUCUCUCUUCAAAUUAAUUCGCCCUGAAGAAUCUGCGGAGUCACUCCUCACGGAAGUGUCGCCUGCUAUCCCGGCAUUGUCCUUUGAUGUUCCACCGAUGGUAGAGCCACUCUUUUCUGCGGACAGGGAUCUUGCUGCACUUCUACGUGGUUUCCGCACACCGUCCCCUGUCGCUUCUCAAGAACGCGCUCUAUCCAGUACAACUUUCUCUGCACUCCCUGAUAGCGUCAUGGAUGAACAAGCGGUUGCUACGCCCAGCCCAGAACAGCAACAGGCUCAAUUUGCCCCUCUUAGCUGUGCUUUUGUGUCCGAUACGACAGUUCCUGACGGUCAGAUUUUCCCACCGGGUGCUGAGUUCGUUAAGUCCUGGCGUAUGUUAAACGAUGGGGAAAAGCCUUGGCCAGAGACGACUCAGAUUCGCUUCGUUGCGGGGGAGUCUUUUUCAUCCGAAACUGACUCUUCGAUGGUUGUCAAAGUGGGACGCGUCGAUCCUGGAGAAGCUCUUGAUGUGUGGACCGGUGACCUAAAGGCACCCGAUGCUCCUGGUAGAUAUGCCAAAUGCUUAGCGCUAACAUCUGGAUCGAUGUCACUGUCACCUGAGCCUCGUCAGUCAGCCGACGAAGCUGACGAACAUUCUUUGGCGUCAUCCUCGAUGAUCAUGCCGAAGUCAUCAUCGGACAAUAGGUCUGCUCAUUCUGUCGGUCCCCUCGGUCACUUAUUUGAACCAUCAUAUCCCUCGACGUCCAAACCUACGACGGACGGGACAGAUGAUGGAGUCUCUGAUGGGUCGUCAGUAUCGUUGGUCAGCGUCCCUUCGUCUGAUGACUAUGGAUCCGACUGGCAGGAUACGCAUUCCCAGCCCGAGAACCUUGAGUACGUUGUGCUGUACGACAGCAAUGACUCAGAGGAUGAAUAA
Messenger RNA from Suillus subaureus, 3366 nucleotides. RefSeq lists its product as uncharacterized. The coding region runs from base 1 to 3366 and encodes 1121 amino acids. The record is from RefSeq and is a predicted model, not a curated record. Lineage: Eukaryota; Fungi; Basidiomycota; Agaricomycetes; Boletales; Suillaceae. The transcript has 13 exons. Gene Ontology annotation, molecular function: zinc ion binding.